Arabidopsis arenosa is the source of this 1108-nucleotide messenger RNA. The record is from the annotation of a GenBank genome assembly. Lineage: Eukaryota; Viridiplantae; Streptophyta; Magnoliopsida; Brassicales; Brassicaceae.
AGGGGAAUUAGUUUUAUAUGUAGUAAUCUCUGUGAGAUGGGAACACCACCAGCAGUCAUCGAUGCGGAUCAGCUUCAGCUAGAUCCCGAGAUUUUGUUUCUACUAAACUACGCAGUCUUUGUGAUGAUUUGGAGAUUCCAUUUCAAGCCUCUAUGCUUUAGUAAGGUUUUCUCCUAUCAUAAUCUUAAGAUAGAGUAUGGGCACCAUGGUGGUACAAGAGUGUGCACGAAUCAACAGGUUUCUCAUCUCCAAAGAAGUAUCCUCGAUGACUCGGUAUGGGAAGGACUUCAGAUUUACAAGGGAAAGAUAUUCAAGCUUGAGGAACAUCUAGAUCGGCUGUUUGAUUCAGCAAAAUCUCUGGCUUUCGAAAAUGUUCCAACGUGUAAAAAGGUUAAAGAAGCAAUCUUCAGAACUCCCAUAACCAAUGGUAUGUUUGACAAUACUCAUAUCAGGUUGUCUCUGACUCGAGGUAAAAAGGUAACUUCUGGAAUGAGCCCUGCAUUUAAUCGAUAUGGAUGUACUCUUACGGUGCUUGUCGAAUGGAAGCCUCUGGUCUAUGAAAAUGACAGUGGAAUUGUGCUGGUGACUGCAACCACGCGCCGAGACUCGCCAUUAUGCUUGACAAGGAUGGUUAUGUGUCUGAAACCAAUGCAACCAACGUUGUAUGGACAACAUGAACUAUGGCAGAACUCAUAAGUGAACUAAGCCGGGAACCUUCACAACCCUUUGAUGAAAUUUUUCCCCUUCUUGUGAUUGUAAUUUUCGUAAGGUCUUACCCUUCUUGGGGAUUCUUUCACUUACUAGGCUUUGGUGUAUAGCUUUUUCUUGAUGAUGGUUGUGUCUAUCUGCUCUUUAUUUUUUUGACAGUUUCCUUGGAAAUAUAGGUUCAGUGGCUUGAAACAUUUUGGAGAUGGAUAUGGUAGACAGAGAAAAUACUGACCAGAGUGUUCUCCAUGAUCAGGUCACUGAUUUACGGCAAUGAUUUUGUCUUAUAAUGUAAGCUAGCACCUAUAGGAUAUUUGUGUUAAGAUUUUUCUGGUGUUGCUUUUUCUGCAAGUUCGUGUGGGUUUAACUCAGAAUCAAUUCAUAAUAGAGGUGAGACCUGUAU